Gallus gallus (chicken) is the source of this 1181-nucleotide messenger RNA. RefSeq names its product G protein pathway suppressor 2 (gene GPS2). The transcript has 11 exons. Lineage: Eukaryota; Metazoa; Chordata; Aves; Galliformes; Phasianidae. Gene Ontology annotation, cellular component: transcription regulator complex. The coding region runs from base 27 to 1028 and encodes 333 amino acids. The record is from RefSeq and is a predicted model, not a curated record. Gene Ontology annotation, molecular function: transcription coregulator activity. Gene Ontology annotation, biological process: regulation of transcription by RNA polymerase II.
GGCACUUCCGGCCGAGCCGCGCCAAGAUGCCGGCGCUGCUGGAGCGGCCGAAGCUCUCCUCGGCCAUGGCGAGGGCGCUGCACCGCCACGUGAUGAUGGAGCGCGAGCGGAAGCGGCAGGAGGAGGAGGAGGUGGAUAAGAUGAUGGAGCAGAAGCUGCGGGAGGAGCAGGAGCGGCGGCGCAGGAAGGAGAUGGAGGAGCGGAUGUCGCUGGAGGAGACGCGGGAGCAGAAGCUGCAGGAGCGGCUGGCGGCGCUGCAGGACGAGAAGCAUCAGCUGUUCCUGCAGCUGAAGAAAGUGCUGCACGAGGAGGAGAAGCGGCGCCGCAAAGAGCAGAGCGACCUGACCACGCUGACGGCCGCCGCCUACCAGCAGGGAUUGGUGCACAGCGGGGGGCACGUCCUCAACAUGCAGGGCAGCCCUGGGGGUCACGGCCGCGCGGGGACUCUGCUGGGAACGGAGCGGGGAAAGCAGAUGUACGGCGCCGUCAUCAGCACGCGGCACUUUGGGGCCUUUGGGGCGGAGCCGUUCCAGGGGGCGCAGACGGCCCCCCCCGGCCCCUUCGCUGUGGGGCAGAAUCAGUUCGGGGCCGCACAGCCGGGGGGGUUCGGAGGAGCCCAACAGCUGAGGGGCCCCGCCCCCUUCGCGGCGCUGCCGUUCCUCCCCCAGCAGCCACCGGGCGGCGCCUUCGGCCUCCACGGCCCCUUCCCGGCACCCACCGGGUUUCUUCCCCCCAGCAGCAGCCUCCCCCUGCAGAAGCAGCUGGAGCAUGCCAACCAGCAGUCCGGCUUCAGCGACGCCGCGCUGCACAACACCCAACUGCUGCCCAGCGCCCCACUGCCCACCGUGGGGAAGGGGGCGCUGCCCUUCCCCCACGCCCGCCCCGCCUCACCUGGGAGUUUCCAGCCCCACGGAGCCAGCGGGCAGCAGCCCCAUGGGUCCGGGUUCCCCCCCGGAGCUCCGCCCCCCGCCCGCCACGCGCCGUUCCUGCCCCACCCCCCCCAGGGGCAGCGCUUCUACCACAAGUGAUGACGUCACUUCCGCCGGACCCGGAACCGCCCCCCCGGCGAUGACGUCACUUCCGCCCGGACUCUUCCCCUCCCCCCUCCUCCCCCCCCCCCCCCCCACGCUCCGCCUCCCGCCCCGUGGAUGACGUCACCAAUAAAGUCAUUUCCGGUUUUA